This is a messenger RNA of Anisakis simplex (herring worm), 225 nucleotides long. Lineage: Eukaryota; Metazoa; Nematoda; Chromadorea; Rhabditida; Anisakidae. The record is from the annotation of a GenBank genome assembly.
AUGUUCGCUCGUCCACGUCAGUGUUUGGCUUUAAAAAAUAAUGAGCGAAUAUGGAAGGAGGAGGUGGUGGGGGAGGUGGAGGGGGCUCUGGGGGGUAAUCCUGCGGCGAUGUGGCAGCAAAUGCUGGAAAUCGCAGAGGCACAGGCGUACGUUGAAGUGGUCCAAGAUAUUCAUAGUCAUCAGCCAUCUGAAACUGGCCACGUCUUGAAAGUGAAGCAAAUCUAA